This is a messenger RNA of Rotaria sp. Silwood1, 873 nucleotides long. The record is from the annotation of a GenBank genome assembly. Lineage: Eukaryota; Metazoa; Rotifera; Eurotatoria; Philodinida; Philodinidae.
AUGUAUCAACAUAUCAAUGUUGAACGAACAUCAAAGACUUCAAUUCGAAUUCAUCCUGAAAAUGGCUCUAUUCCAUAUUCAUACUCUCAAUGGCGUUCAAGUUCACUUAUGCCUCGUGCAAUUACGCCAUGUGAACAUGCUAUUUAUAUGCAUCUUUUAUCAAUACUCAUUGAAAAUGUUUUUAAUAAAUAUAAUAUUUCAUAUACGAUGAUGGCUGCUACACUACUCGGUAGUUAUACACGUCAUGAUAUAUUACCAUGGGAUGAUGAUGUUGAUCUAUGUGUUUCAGUUUCGGAUCGUUAUCGUUUACAAUCAAUUAUUAUUCGAGAACUUUCAGCAGAGCCCUAUUCAAUUAUUAUAAUGCAAUUAUAUAAUAAGCGUAAUUAUGAUAAGAUAUUUUUCUCCUGGUGUCCUCAUGCUGGUAAAACACCAUGGCGUUUUCCUUUUAUCGAUAUAUUUUAUCAUGAUCAAAAUGGCACACAUGUUUGGCUAUUAGGAGAGCCGCGAAGUUGUCCCGUUCGUCUUGCAGAUGUAUUUCCUCUAAUACUUCGUCCUUUAGGAGUAUUAUGGUUAUACGCACCUCGAGAACCAAUGGCUCACUUUGAAUCACGCAAGAUGAGAUACAUUGAAACGGGCUGUUAUGCUUUUCCAUAUUCUCAUAAAUAUGAAAGAAAGUUGAGAAAUCGUGCUCUUUUUAUCUAUUGUACCAAACUGAAAUUCGUUUAUCCAUAUGUUGAACGACAAUGUGUAUUAAAUAAAUGUACUGAAUACCUGAAAUUGGGCAGUAAAACUAUAAUACAUAAGGUUGUGUAUCAUUAUACUUAUAGAACAUUUUUAUAUGCAGAAAAAAAUCCAUCAUUCAUCGCAUGUUAA